Salvia miltiorrhiza (redroot sage) is the source of this 1829-nucleotide messenger RNA. RefSeq lists its product as uncharacterized. Bases 426 to 1493 code for a protein of 355 amino acids. The transcript is spliced from 4 exons. NCBI's taxonomy places the organism in Eukaryota, Viridiplantae, Streptophyta, Magnoliopsida, Lamiales, Lamiaceae. Gene Ontology annotation, molecular function: RNA binding. The record is from RefSeq and is a predicted model, not a curated record.
AACAUUUUAAUGUGUUUUAUUAAGUAUUAACUAUUAAGACUAUGUUUUAUAUGCUAUUUGGUUAACUUUAUCAUGAAUUAGUAGUGUUUUUCUUAUAUUAUUGGUGAAUUAUGAGUUUAUAAUAUAUAUAAAAUAUAUUUUAAAUAAAGAAACUAAAACGUAUUUUUGACGUAUCGUAUCUUGUUUUUUGGAAAAAUGCCGUAUUUACGUCCCCGUACCGUAUCAUAUCGUAAUACGUAUCCGUCCCCAUGCUUCUUAGGCUCCACAUUUGGCAGAUUAUAAAAUUCAAAUAUUUGUUUGGGCGCCUGUUUUGGACCCAAAAUAUAUAGAUCCAUCUGUAAAAAGAUGAAAAAACAAUUUUACUGCAUUACCACAUUCAAAUCUAACAACUUUUGUAUUAUCCAGCAAAUGAAAUUUUUUUGAAGAUGCCAAGAGCUUCCUUAUCAGGGCUCCCACUCACCAUAUUCACCAACACCACUAUGCGACCUAUUACCAGAAGGGAGUCUGUGCUUGGUUCCAAAUGCUCAUUGAGAAGCAUUUUAACACCUCCUCAUUCGACGUUUCUGCUGCGUUUUAUGCAUCAUUUUGGGUGCAGAAACGAAGGGGAGCAUCAUUCAAAGAAACUGCUACCCCUUUUCUCAUUUAGAGCGAUCUCAGUGAAUGCUUUAUCUGUUAAAAGAUCAUGUACAAUUGGACCUUGGAGUAGUUGUUUAGUAAGGGAAUAUGCUAAAGUUAGAACUAAUGAAUCUAUUGAGAUGAAGAUGGAUGAAGAUGUUAUCCGAUUUAAAAUUGGUGAUCAGAGUCAAGAAGGAACAUCCUUAAAUAAAAGGAAAGCAAUGACAAAAAAGUCAGACGUGUCAAGAAAGGCGAAGCUCAACGAACUUAGGUUUUAUCGGUUGAAAGCAAAGAAGAAAAUGAAUUCUCCAAAUCCUGAAGUUAGGAUAAGGUACAAGCUUGAGAAGGCAAAGAGAAAAGAAGCGUGGUUGAUAGAGAAACUGAGGAAAUACGAGUUGCCUAAAGCCGCGCUCGAAACCUAUGAUCCCGAAAUAUUGACUGCAGAGGAGAGGUUUUACCUAAAGCGCACUGGCGAGAAAAAGAAACAUUAUGUUCCGGUGGGGAGACGAGGAGUAUUUGGUGGUGUUGUUCUUAAUAUGCAUCUACAUUGGAAGAAGCACGAGACUGUAAAAGUCAUCUGCAAACCCUGUAGGCCUGGGCAAGUGCAUCAAUAUGCCGAGGAGCUUGUUAGGUUGAGCAAAGGCAUUGUUAUCGACACACAGCCAAAUAAUACGAUUAUAUUUUAUCGGGGGAAGAACUAUGUUCAACCAGAUGUCAUGUCACCUCCAGACACUCUUUCUAAAGCAAAGGCCCUAGAGAAAUAUAAAUAUGAGCAGUCAUUAGAGCAUACAAGUGAAUUCAUUGAAAAGUUGGAGAACGAACUCGCAGAAUAUCUCGAACAUCGUGCUCGGUAUAAGAAAAGAGAAGAAGUGAAAUGACUCGAAAGGGUGAUGGUUUUGAAUGGUAUUGCACAUGAGUUCAUAUGUUUUCUUUCAUACUAUACUUUGGUUGGUUUGGAGUUGUUGACCAAUGCAUUAUAUCUUGAAACAUUGCAGUAUAUAUCGCCUUAGGGGUUUCUGCUAAGUUAUUGAGAAACGAAAAGCAAGAGAUGUACAUAUAAGGAAAGGGCGGUCUAUUUUGCUCACUUUUUACUUUUUUUUUUUUUUUUUUCACACGUCCUCUAAGGUGGGAAAACUUUUCCCGGGCAACAUGUACCUCAUUUUUCCUCUUUUUCAUUCCAAUAUAUGAUAAUAUUACUAUGAGAUAUUGAUAUA